Molecule: messenger RNA, 201 nt
Organism: Vairimorpha ceranae
Lineage: Eukaryota; Fungi; Microsporidia; Nosematidae
Exons: 1
Coding region: 1-201 (66 amino acids)
Source: RefSeq, a predicted model, not a curated record
AUGAUGAAUCAAGGUAGCCACUACAACAAAAUUUCUUCUACAAGUACAGAGUCCUAUUUCAAUGAAAAAACCUUACGUAAACAAAUUUUACGCAGCAUCCUAGAAUGCUUUUUAGCCACAGGGACAAUUCCUGGCAAACACGCCAGCUUGGUAUGUCAUACCUUUAAUGUACUACAUAUAAUAUGCAGUAUAUAUAAAUGA